This is a messenger RNA of Malania oleifera, 1697 nucleotides long. Its product is annotated as heat stress transcription factor B-4. The coding region runs from base 222 to 1388 and encodes 388 amino acids. Gene Ontology annotation, biological process: regulation of transcription by RNA polymerase II. NCBI's taxonomy places the organism in Eukaryota, Viridiplantae, Streptophyta, Magnoliopsida, Santalales, Ximeniaceae. Gene Ontology annotation, cellular component: nucleus. Gene Ontology annotation, molecular function: RNA polymerase II cis-regulatory region sequence-specific DNA binding; DNA-binding transcription factor activity. The record is from RefSeq and is a predicted model, not a curated record. The transcript has 2 exons.
AGACAGACACAUAUUCUCUCUCCCUACAUAACCGAGGAGAGGCAAAUUUAUUUAUUUUAUCAUUUCUAUUAUAAAAAACGAAGAAAAAAUUUUUUAUAAAAAAAAACAAUCAGCAUCUGCAUAAGAUAAUACAUUGACUCGCCCUCCUCCCCCUCUCCUCUAGCUCUGGUCUUUCUUUAUCUGCAGCAUCCUAAUUAAUUUGUAGUGAAAGUGAGUAAGCAAUGGCGCUUAUGUUAGACAAUUGCGAGGGCAUACUGCUGUCCUUAGAUUCCCACAAAUCCUCUGUGCCGGCGCCGUUCCUCACUAAGACUUACCAGCUGGUGGACGACCCCUCCACCGACCACAUCGUCUCCUGGGGCGAAGACGACUCCACCUUCGUCGUCUGGCGGCCCCCCGAGUUCGCCCGCGACCUCCUCCCCAACUACUUCAAACACAACAACUUCUCCAGCUUCGUCCGCCAACUCAACACCUAUGGUUUUAGAAAGAUUGUGCCGGACAGAUGGGAGUUCGCCAACGAGUUCUUCAAGAAAGGAGAGAAGCACCUGCUGUGCGAGAUCCACCGCAGGAAGACGGCUCAGCCCACCCAAGUGCCCGUCGCCCACCACCUCCCCGCGCAUUCCCCCCUCGCGGGCAUCGGCGGAGGCGGCGCUGCUUUCUACCACCCCUUCUCGGGCGGCGCCCGCAUCAGCGUGUCGCCGCCCGACUCCGACGAGCAGCAGGGGUGGUGCGAUUCAUCCCCAUUAUCGUCCCCAAGAGGGGGGACGACGACGACCGUGAUCACCAAUAAUGGAUGCAGCGGGUACAGUAGCGCGGCGGUUACGGCUUUGUCGGAGGAUAACGAGAGGCUGCGGCGGAGCAACUCCAUGCUCAUGUCGGAGCUCGCCCACAUGAAGAAGCUUUACAAUGACAUUAUCUACUUCGUGCAGAACCACGUGAAGCCGGUGGCUCCCAGUAGCACUUCUGCCUACGCUUCUAAUUCAUUAUUCAUCAGCUGUAAUCCUCCAACUAGUAAUUCGUCCGCUAAUUGUUCGUUGAUGGUGCAAAAGCCUCUCAGCCAGCAGUUUAUUGGGUAUUACCAGAGUAACACAAAGCAGCAGCUUCCUCAGGCACAGGCUCAUGUGUUGAGCUCCUUCAGCUCGGCCUGCACUACAUCAAACAGUUCGUUAACCAGUAGCACCACCAUUGAAGAACCCGCCGGCGUUAAUGGAAGUGGAAGCACUAAAACGAAGCUGUUCGGGGUGCCACUCCACAGCAAGAAGAGACUACACCCGGAGUGCUACGGCUAUGCUCCGGCGCCGGCGAGCGGGGAUCAGUUAACGAACAAGCCUCGGUUGGUGAUGGACAAGGAUGAUCUGGGGCUCAAUCUCAUGCCUCCUUCCAAAUGCUAGGUUAAAUCAUUCAGAAUUGAUCUUCUUUAAAUUUAGGUUCUUCUUCAUCUCUACUUUAAAAAAAAAAAAUUUAUUUUUUUAUGUUUUUACUCUUCAUUUUUUUUUCUUUGGCCGUCUCUGGUUCGUCAAUCUCUCAACUGGGUCUGAGAGCCUGCAGCUGUUCAUGAAAUUAAUGGUGUGCGUGUGGGUGUUUGUGAUCAAUCGACUGUGUAUGUAUAUAGCUUUAUUGCCGCUGUCCCAGCUGGUGGGUUUUGGUUAAUUAGAGUGAAGAUGAAAGCAAGUUCCGUCUUCUUCUUCUUCUUCUUCUUC